AUGCCCCCACAUCGAAAUUACCAGCAGUCAAAAGAGUUGUCCACUAAGCAACCUUGCAAGCACUGCACUGAAAUUGCUAAGGAAGCAGUUGCAGCUAUGUCUGUGUUGUUAGUGCACCCUGGCAUCACUGGGUCUUUGGGCUCUGCAGCAGCUGUAAUACCAGUGCCACUCAGGCAGCUGUCAGUGGGCCCUUCACAAUCAAUUCCUGGAUCACCAACUGGCUUUGCUCUCAAUGAAGAUGAUGUGUUGAUGGGUAUGAUGAGUCCUCAUGGUAGGAAUAUACCAGACUCAGCCCAAGUGGCAGGUCACUCAGUGAACUCUGCUGUGCCAGAUGUCCAAAAUGACCAUCGCCCUGAAUUCAAGACUGAAUUUCAUCCCUGUAGCAAGUACCCAAUGCUUUUCCAAUCUGCCAAAGAGUUUGGCCAGCAAAACCUCAAAUACAUGGCCCCAGACUGUGAGCCCUGGUGCCCUUUUGCUUCAGAGGGUGAUUACAUUUUUGCUACUGUUGCUGUUGAAGCUGGGCUUAGCUCAACUCAGCAAGGAACAGCAAGUGUCACACUGCAUAAUGAUGCUGGGCUUUGCACCACUUUGGAUAGAGUGGUGGCACAACUAACACCAUCAUGGUUACCCACACAUGUGGAGAAUGCUGUUCCAUUUGCAUUUAUUCUUUACACUGACAAGACAUGGCUGUCAUCUCAUGGUACUGUCAAGGGUUACCCCAUGGUAGCACAUUGUACCAACCUCCCAGUUCACAUUUGCAAUGGUGAACAAUAUGGUGGUGGCUGCAUGGUAGGCUGGCUUCCAAUUGUUCCUGAGCUUGUGAGUGAGGAGAGAAAGACCAGCUAUGUAAAUUUCAAGUGUGUUGUCUGGCACAAAGCCUUCUAUAAGCUCCUUGAGAAGGUUGCAGAGCUCUCAAAGGUUGGCUACCUGCAUGAAUGCUAUGACAACAUUCACUGGUGGCUCUUUCCAGUUAUUCUUAUCUUGUCAGCUGACUAUGAAGAACUCUGUGUGAUGAUGCUUAUACAAGGCACAAAAUGCAAAUUCCCAUGCCCAUUUUGCCUAGUCCCUUUUGAGGAGCUUUGGGACUUAUCAAAGACAUACAAAAUGUGCACUACCAAGCAACAUCAAGAAGUGCUGGUAUUGUAUGAGCAGAAGAAGUCAGCUGGCAAGAAGAAACUGAAAUCUCUUGGGUUACAUCCUGUCAAGAAUGCUUUUUGGUUGGUAGAACACUCAGAGCCUGAACAGGCUGCAAGCUUCAAGCCACUUCACUCCCUGCAUGGCAGCUUGGGAGGCAAUCACAUGCAUGAGGAGCUCAAGAUUGUUGUCAAUGAACUUGGCUGUGAUUUUGAGACAUGUUUAGAAGAAUGUUACCUACAGCUUGAAACUCUCAUUGGGCUUGAUGUACACACUGAGGCAACCCUUGGAAUGAUUGAACAUGAACUUCUUGUUUUCAGGGGUGAACUCAAGGACAAUUGGAACUUUCCCAAGGCACACCUCUGGAAGCAUGUUACCCAUGACAUUUGGAGCAAAGGUGCCAUUUGUAAUUACAGUGCUCAGCCAAAUGAGAAGAUGCAUGGAAACAAAUGUAUUACUCAUUUCACUGAUGACAGCAACAGAAAUGAUGAUGAGGACAAUGACAAGCCAUUUGAAGGAAACACCAGGCUCAGUGCACCCCAGCAACCUAGCUCACUUUCUGACAUUGAGAACACUCACUGGGAUGAUUGGGCAUUUGAGGGAUUCUGUUGGAGGCUGGAAAUUUUCCUCAAUGCUUGCCUCUCCACUUAUGGGUACCCCCUCAAUGCAUGGAUACAAUUACAAGGAACAGAUACAGUCUGGGAGUAUCAGUAUUUGCAGAGAUGGACUCAGACUUGGUGCCAAGCACCAGUAGCAGCCAAACAGGAUUCAAGUUCUGACUCUGACCAGAUGUCAGCCAAAACUCAAGGCAAUACUUUGGGGUCAGAACAAUCAGACCCAGAUGUUGGAGGGCCAGUGUCAGAAUGA
Messenger RNA from Pisolithus orientalis, 2001 nucleotides. RefSeq lists its product as uncharacterized. Bases 1 to 2001 code for a protein of 666 amino acids. The transcript has 15 exons. Lineage: Eukaryota; Fungi; Basidiomycota; Agaricomycetes; Boletales; Pisolithaceae. The record is from RefSeq and is a predicted model, not a curated record.